AUGAAUAUGAUGUGGUAUGGGCGCAUGAUCAUAUCAACAGCCUUUCAAGGAAGGCAGGGGAAGCUAGAAUUGGCAGGAGGAGCCUUAGCCCUCACCUUCGCCAAUGUUACAGCUUUCUCAGUCCUCACAGGCCUCUCUGCCGGAAUGGAACCACUCUGUGCCCAAGCCUUCGGAGCAGCCAACUAUAAGCUUCUAGGAGCCACACUUCACAGAGGAAUCACACUACUCUUCCUCGCAAGCCUCCCCAUAGGAUUCCUAUGGCUAAAUGUGACCAAAAUACUACUGAAAUUGGGCCAAGACAAAGAAAUCUCCAAGGUGGCAGGAACAUACCUAAUGUUUCUCCUGCCUGAUCUGGCGGCAUCCUCUGUUUUAGCUCCGCUGAGAAUUUACCUGAGAUCACAGUGCAUAACGAAGCCCAUGAUGGUGGCCUCCGCCAUAUCUCUCAUUCUCCACUUGCCCAUCAACAUGGCUUUGCAAAACCUGGGCUUGAAGGGCACUGCUCUGGCGAUCUGCUGGAGCGACUGGAAUGUGGUAUUGAUGCUCUUAAUCUAUGUGUAUAAAACCAGGCUGUUUAAAACUACCCAGGUGGAUCAAUGGUGGAGAACCGGCUGGGCUCCGCUGCUGAAGCUCUCGGUCGCCUCAUGUCUGUUAACCUGCUUAGAAUGGUGGUGCUAUGAAAUCCUGAUGCUCAUAACUGGACACCUGCCCAAUGCAGAGGAUGCCGUUUCAGAGCUGGUAAUAGUUUUAAAUGGGGAUCUGAUCCUGUACGGUCUGCAGAUAGCCAUGGCGGCCUGCGCCUCCACACGUGUGGGAAACGAAUUGGGGGCCAAUAAUCUAGUGGGGGCUUACCACGCGGCAGUGGUGGCCGUUGGGCUGAGCGUUGUGGUGGGGUGCGCUGGAGCAUCGGCCAUGAUUGUGGGACGGAAUGCCUGGGGAAUGGUGUUCAGCAGGGACCAGGGAGUUUUAGGGGGAUUGGGGAAAUUAAUGUGCUUCCUGGCCAUGGCGGAGAUUUUUAACUUUCCGCUUAUAGUGGCUGGCGGUGUGCUGAGGGGAACCGCCAGGAUGACCGUGGGCUUGUUCUUGAGCUUGGGCUUUAUCUAUCUGUUUGGUUUGCCCAUUGGAGUUUUUCUUGCCUUUCCAUGGAAGCUCCGAUUUGUUGGGCUUCUGAUGGGUUUUGUAGUGGCUGUUGCAGUUUGUUCUGCUUUGACAUUGGGUGUUGUUUCCCGAACUGAUUGGAUUCACCGUACAGUUUUAGCUCAGGAGCUCAUUAAUGGUGAGCAGUGUGAGCUCAAAUCAUUUCAAUCUGGGGAAUUGGAAACAAUUGGGUUGGUUGUGGUUGAUGAUGAGAAUGAAAAACCAGAGAAGAAAUAG
Cryptomeria japonica (Japanese cedar) is the source of this 1371-nucleotide messenger RNA. RefSeq names its product protein DETOXIFICATION 56. Gene Ontology annotation, biological process: xenobiotic detoxification by transmembrane export across the plasma membrane. The record is from RefSeq and is a predicted model, not a curated record. The transcript has a single exon. Gene Ontology annotation, molecular function: xenobiotic transmembrane transporter activity; antiporter activity. Gene Ontology annotation, cellular component: membrane. NCBI's taxonomy places the organism in Eukaryota, Viridiplantae, Streptophyta, Pinopsida, Cupressales, Cupressaceae. The coding region runs from base 1 to 1371 and encodes 456 amino acids.